CGGCGGGGGUACGCUGUACGCGGGUCUGUGCUGCCACUGAACACCUCGGUAUGGUGGGCUGAACAGGAUACAACAUCAGGGAAUAUCGAAGUAGUGCAAGAGCUAUAGUGACUAGUGCACAAUGCUAAAAAACAACACACUAUCCAAGCAUACAUCAAGAUGGUUAGAUGAUGUUUGCAUUGUGAUAUAAAGAGCAGAAAUUUCAGUAGCUUAGAUUCAGGUCCAGUCGGAAAGUCUGAGCCAGGUGCAAACUGUGAUGCCACUGUAGCAGAAUGAGUGUCUGCUGCCGAAUGGACGCCAUGAAACUGGAUUUUCCGACUUCUGGACAGUUCGGAGAGGGCAUGGUGAUGCGACAGAAGCCAGAGGUGCGGCUGGGCCGGGUCCAGAGACUCAAACGAAGAAUCAGCUCCAGUUUCAGGCGACUCGCGCUAUCGAAGAGCACAGAUGCGGUGGACGAGGGCGCUCAGCUGAGCGCCGAUGACGUCACUGUCGGUUGUCUGCGGAGCGGCGGCUACUCGGAGGAGUUCCUGGACAGACUGGAGCCAAAUGGAAACAUCCCCAAACACGGCUCACUCUACAGAGGGUGGGAUCGGCUGGUGGACCACGAUGUCGUCAGUCGCCAGCUGUCCAUCUCAUCCGACAGCAAACUUCUCGACGAUGACGUCAGAGAGGAGGCCAACGUCAUCAUGAGACCCAAACGGCCUCCGAGACCCAAGUCAGAGGCAUACCUUUGCGAGGAAAGCAAAACUUCUAAACGAUAUUCAGCGUUUGGCGGAGAUUCUCCUUUUGGUCGACAGGAGGCUUACUUGAAACUGAACCAACUUGGGGAAGGCUCAUACGCCACUGUCUUCAAGGGAUACAGCAAUCUGACGCAGCAGACGGUGGCGCUGAAGGAGAUUCGCCUCCAAGAGGAGGAGGGAGCGCCCUUCACCGCUAUCCGCGAGGCCAGUCUGCUGAAGGAGCUCAAACACGCCAACAUUGUCACCCUGCACGACAUCGUGCACGUCAGAAACGCGCUCACCUUUGUCUUCGAAUAUGUGCACACGGACCUGGCACAGUACUUGGACCGUCACCCUGGCGGUCUUCACGCUAAAAACGUACAACUGUUCCUGUACCAACUGCUGCGCGGCCUCAGCUACUGCCACGAGCGGCGCAUCCUUCAUCGGGACGUCAAGCCACAGAACCUGCUCAUCUCGCAGAUCGGAGAGCUCAAACUGGCCGACUUUGGUCUAGCACGAGCCAAGUCGGUACCGAGUCAUACCUACUCACAUGAAGUUGUCACACUGUGGUACCGACCUCCAGACGUACUGCUAGGGUCCACAGAGUACACCACGUCACUGGACAUGUGGGGCGUCGGCUGCAUCUUCAUAGAGAUGAUCGCCGGCGUGCCCGCCUUCCCCGGCGUGCGUGACGUCUCCGACCAGCUGGACAAGAUAUUCCGUGUGAUGGGCACGCCGGACCCGCGCUCUUGGCCGGACCUGGAGACGCUGCCGCACUACCGGCCCGAGAAGCUGAAGGAGCACCGAGCGCGCCGGCUAUCGGCAGUGUUCCCCAGACUGGGCGAGCUGCCGUACGCCGAACUGCUGGCAGUCAGAAUGCUGCAUCUGGUCCCGGAGCGGCGAAUCACCGCAGAGCAGGCGCUGCGUCACUGCUACCUGGCCAGUCUUCCGCCCGGUCUGGCUAACCUCUCGCCCCGGCAGAGUGUCUUCUCUGUGCCGGGAGUCCGGCUACACGGCGAGCUGCGCCAGUUCGCGCCGGCGCCACUACCCAAGGCCGCCCACGAACGGCGCCUCAGGCACUAGCGGGUCGCCUGGCCAGUGCGCCGUGUCGCCACCAGAGGCGCUAGUGUCUGUCAGGGGCGCGGCGAGGCUUAGCGAAAGGGGAGAUCAUGUGCCGUUUCCUACUGCAGGUUUUAAGUGACUG
Messenger RNA from Amphibalanus amphitrite, 1923 nucleotides. RefSeq names its product cyclin-dependent kinase 14-like. The record is from RefSeq and is a predicted model, not a curated record. NCBI's taxonomy places the organism in Eukaryota, Metazoa, Arthropoda, Thecostraca, Balanomorpha, Balanidae. Gene Ontology annotation, cellular component: cytoplasm; cytosol; nucleus. Gene Ontology annotation, molecular function: cyclin binding; heme binding; ATP binding. Gene Ontology annotation, biological process: protein phosphorylation. Bases 273 to 1802 code for a protein of 509 amino acids. The transcript is spliced from 10 exons.